This is a messenger RNA of Clupea harengus (Atlantic herring), 3467 nucleotides long. RefSeq names its product outer dense fiber protein 2-like. Lineage: Eukaryota; Metazoa; Chordata; Actinopteri; Clupeiformes; Clupeidae. Gene Ontology annotation, biological process: regulation of cilium assembly. The record is from RefSeq and is a predicted model, not a curated record. Gene Ontology annotation, cellular component: centrosome.
AAAGAAACAUCUUUUUGAAACUUCUUGCAAUUAAUCGUCUGAUUGUAUUUGUAAUAUCACUCCACCAUGAACACUGGUGUGUAUACUCAAGAGAACGAGUGUGAAGACAGGACCAUACCGCCAUGGCUUUAUACAAACCACUGUGACAGAAAUAGAUGCCAAUCAGCUAUCUAACACGGACACCUCUAAUACCAUGGUGCAGUGUGUCAUUUUAGUUGAGGCUACAUUUCUGUUGUUUAUAGAAAUUAUUUUAUCACAUUUCUGACAGCAGUUAAAACACUUUAAAAUUUAAAGAGACUAUUAAUUAAAUUGUUAUUAAGGUUUCGCGUAAUUCCUGACUAACAUACUAACACGUUUUUAUCAUCAAAAUGUAUUUCACGAUGGCCAUGUUUUCCAGAACGCUAGCAAGUUACUACCGUUCCCAGGGCAACGUCUCGUAGCCAACGGCAACGGCUGCAGGAAGACGUUUGAACCAACCAAUAAACGCGAAGCAAGCGUGGCUUGGGAAGCAACAGGAGUAAUCAACGCGCAGUCUUUAGUAAACAUUGAAGCAACAGUAGGCUACGUUAGCUAACUUAAUAUUUUUUUCUGUAUAAUGUGGAUGAAAAAUUACUGUACGUAAGUUUCGUCAGCUAGUAAACAUCACAAAUCAAUGAGCGAAGCCUUCUGUGGACCAUCCAGGAUAACUUGGUAUCGAUACGCUAGUUAGCUAUUACAGCUUCAAAGCCAAACUGAUAGCAAGCAAGCUAAUGUUAAUUAGCUAGCUGAAGUUAGUUGUUGCAAAUAUAGCAACAUAUUAUGUAAUAGCUUGCAGGCUAGAUAUUUUAGCUCGUUUAUCAGUCGAUACGUAGAUUUGCUCAUAAAAACGUUAGCAAGCCAGUUGAACAGUCAUCGUUUUAUUCGAGACAACGUUUCAGUGUUGGCAGUAUCUUGACUGAAAAUCAGGGAUGAAGACACGGUCCCACUCGCCACCCAUUCACGUCCAUGUCCCCGAAUCCACGGCCGUCCAUGUUCACCUGAAGAGGGGUCAAAGCUGCACUGCCUCCCAGUCGCAUCAGAAUGACCCGCCAAAGGGGAUUCUCCGGACCACUGCUAAGGUGAGGGCCAGGGUGCCCUGGAUACCGCCUGGGAAGAACACCGCCCCUCGGGAUCACUACCAGUGGGAGGGGUCUUCCCACUGUUUGGAGAUCACUCCUGUUCCCCAGUCCGACUCCGGCUCUCCUCCUCUGAGGUUAGCUGACCUGUCCAAAGAUGAGUUGGAGGGGAUAUAUGACCACAGGGCUGACUUGCUCAUGUCAGAGGUGGAUCCAGCGAUGAGAAAGGUGAAUCUGCAGGAGAAGAGGCAGCUCCUAGAGCGUCAGUCUGAGCAUCUGGACGCCUGCCAUCGAUUGAUUGGCGUGCGAGAGGAGCAGCUGGCCGAGGCCAGUAAGGAGCUGGAGGAGUCCAGGAGAGCAAACACAGACCUGAGGCACUCGCUGGGGCAGAUGCAGGAGGACGCAGAGCCCAGCAGGGCGCAGGAUGGAGCUGGGCAGAGUGACGUAGACAUUCUGCUCAGGAAACUGGUGGAGGCCGAGAUCGAUGGGGAGGCGGCAGCCAAGCAGGUGGCAGCUCUACGUGAUCUGAUUGGUCAGCUGAAGAAGGAGAAGAAGUUGUCCAGGCCAGACGCAGCCCUGCUGGGACGGCAGCAUGAGGGGCUGGUCAAGAAGCUGGAGGCGUUUGAGAACACCAACCGCGCCCUCCGACAACUCCUACGGGAUCAGCAUGGCCGAGAGACGGAUGCGAUGCGGGUGAUAGACGAGAAGGAGGGACUACUGAAGAGGCUGGCUGAAUCUGAAGCUGAGAAAACGCGACUGGAGGUUCAACUCAAUACCAAAAUGAGAGAGGCCAAUCAAAUAACAGAAAAGCUGGACGGGGAAAAGGACAUUGCAAAAAGCUCUAGAUAUUUGUCCAAGGCUCUGGAGACGACUCAUGGACACCUGCAGAAACAGCUACGCAAGAAAGAGGCAGAGAACGACCAUCUGGGAGCACAGAUUGAGGGGAUGGAGGGCGCCCUGCAGCAGCAGCGGGAGGAGAUGCAGGCCCUCCAGGAGCAGAUCCGGGAGCUACAGCAGCACCGUGACGUGGACCAGGAGGCGCUGCGGCAGACCGGCCAAUCACAGAAGCAGCGGGCAGAGCAGAGCGAGAGCCACGCCUCUCAGCUCUCCGCAGAGCUACUGGAGAAGGAGGCCCAGCUGACCGACGCCCUGUCCAGCGCGGAGAAGCUGCGGUCGCGCCACGCCAGAGAGACCAGAGAGAAGAAAAAGCACGACCUGGAGCUCAUCGCUGUCAAGAACCGUGUGACUGAGCUGACUGAGGAACUACAGACUGCAGGAGAUAAGAGCCGUGUGGAAAAGGAGGGCCUGUUGGAUCGUCUCCAUCGCCUGACCUCAGAAGCCUCCUCCACCCGCCUGGAGAACCAGAGACUCAAGACCAUCCUCUCUGGGACCGAGGAGAGGCUGAGCGUGUCACAGUCGGAGCUUCAACAGCUGAAGAGCACCGUCAAGGACUUUGAGAACCUGGUGGACGCCUACAAAACACAGGUGCAGAAGACUCGUCAGGAGUCGGAGGAGUACCAGGCAAAGAUGGUGGAGUCUCAGUGUGAGGUACGGGGGUUGCGGGCGGAGUGCGAGCAGGAGGUGGAGCAGGUGCAGAGGCACGUGAGGGAGCUGGAGCCCCUCGGGGAGGCGCUGAGGAGGGCGGAGGAGCAGCUGAAAGAGGCCAGGGAGCAGGAGGAGAACCACCGCAGGAGGAUCACAGAACAGAGCGAGGCCCUAAGGGAGAUGAGACUCAAGGCGGAGCAGCAGGACACUCACACAGAGACGCUCGAGGAGAAGAUCCUCUUACUGCUGGAGGAGAACAAACACCUGAGACGCUCAGUGGGCACCACGGAGAGGCAGCUGGAGGAGGCUAACACCCAGAACAGAGAGCUGCUGGAGACGCUGGCCAAGCGGGAGGAGAGGACGAGGAGCUCACAGCUGCGUCUGGACGACAAAACCAGGGAGAAUGAGCUCCUCUCCAGACAGCUGAAGGAGGCGCGGGGGGUGGCGCAGAGACAAGUUGACCAGAGCCUGGAGCGAGCGCUGACCAAAGAGAGGACGGUGCAGGCUAAAGCGCUGGAUCUGGAGACUCAGCUGAACCUGGCCAAGGCUGAGAUGCACCAGCUACGACGCUGCAAAGACGAGACGGAGCACCGUAAUCAGAGCCGUCUGGAGGAGCUGAAGAAGAAGCUGGAGCAGUCGGACAGCACCAACCGCAGCCUGCAGAGCUACGUCCACUACCUCAAGGCCUCCUACACCAACGUGUUUGGAGACCCCUUCCCCACCAGCACAGCACACACACACAUGUGACGCCCACCGCUACGGAGACAACAUUAGGAUUAUAGUAGAUAUUAUGGACUACAGAAAUAAAAAGAUUACUGUUUUUAAUGA